Cynara cardunculus var. scolymus (artichoke) is the source of this 489-nucleotide messenger RNA. RefSeq lists its product as uncharacterized. Lineage: Eukaryota; Viridiplantae; Streptophyta; Magnoliopsida; Asterales; Asteraceae. The transcript has a single exon. The coding region runs from base 1 to 489 and encodes 162 amino acids. The record is from RefSeq and is a predicted model, not a curated record.
AUGCCUAGUUGUGCUAAGUUUCUGAAGGACAUCCUAAGUAAGAAGAAGAAGAAGUUGACUGAAUAUGAGACUGUAGCCCUUACCGAAGGAUGUAGUGCACUUUUGACCAAUAGCAUACCCCCUAAGCUCAAAGAUCCCGGGAGCUUUACCAUUCCUUGUUCAAUAGGAGGGAAGGAAAUAGGGAAAGCCUUAUGUGACUUAGGUGCUAGUAUCAACCUUAUGCCUUUAUCCGUUUUCAAUACCCUAGGCAUAAGUGAAGCUAGACCUACCACAGUUACACUCCAAUUGGCCAACAAGUCCAUAGCAUACCCUAAGGAAAAGAUUGAGGAUGUGUUAGUGCAAGUUGACAAGUUCAUAUUUCCGACAGACUUUAUCAUUCUAGACUUUGAGGCAGAUAAGGACAUUCCUAUUAUUUUAGGGAGAUCAUUUCUAGCCACCGGAAGAACUUUGAUAGAUGUCCAAAAAGGAGAGUUGACCAUGAGACUCUAA